This is a messenger RNA of Patiria miniata (bat star), 1319 nucleotides long. RefSeq names its product gastrula zinc finger protein XlCGF7.1-like. The coding region runs from base 274 to 954 and encodes 226 amino acids. Gene Ontology annotation, biological process: regulation of transcription by RNA polymerase II. The transcript is spliced from 2 exons. Lineage: Eukaryota; Metazoa; Echinodermata; Asteroidea; Valvatida; Asterinidae. Gene Ontology annotation, molecular function: RNA polymerase II cis-regulatory region sequence-specific DNA binding; DNA-binding transcription factor activity. The record is from RefSeq and is a predicted model, not a curated record.
AGCCGCGAAUUUUGUUCACAUAAAUUUACGGUACGUCUGCUCACCUAACACACCAAAUAAUCUUGAAUUUCACCCGAGUUCCCUACUUUAUGGAGAACAGAAAGUCGUUUUUUGACGUGUGGGUAUCCCGGUAGUCAUAUAAAAACGUCAUAUGACAAAAUGAGUCUCAACCUGUGAUGGAAAGCCAACCAAGAGGAAAUAUGAAGAGGUAACCUGCAAGAAAGAUUUUGGACACUGGUGCAUAAUGUUGACUCGUUCGGACUCGGUGUAACAAUGUCUUCAUCAGAGGUCAGUAAGCCGAAGCCAUUUGGGUGCAACAUCUGCGGCAAAGCCUUCCCCCGUAAGUGCAAUUUGGUACGUCACCAGUCAGUCCACAGUGGCGAAAGGCCGUACGUGUGCGACAUCUGCGGCAAGGCUUGUUCACAGCAAAGUAAUCUCCGCAGCCACCAGCGGGCCCACACUACUGCCCAGCAGAUGUUCAUAUGUAAUGUUUGCGGCAAAUCUCUCCCGCUCAAGAGUAGCCUUCGCAGGCACAUGAGGGUCCACACGGGCGAGAGGCCCUUCGCCUGCGACAUCUGCAACAAGACCUUCCCUUACAAGACCAACCUGAAGGACCAUCUGCGGAAACACACCAACGAGAAGCCCUUUGUUUGCAGUAUCUGCGGGCGGGCCUUCCUCCGUCGGGCAUGCCUCACGCGCCACGAGGUGGUCCACACAGGAUUUAAGCCAUUCAUCUGUGGUAUUUGCGGCAAAGCCUGCUCUCAGAGAAGCAUUCUACAGAAUCAUCAGCUGGUCCACACACAAAGUCCAAUUGUAGACUGUGAAGUUUGUGGCAAGUACUUCUCAUCACAGGAGCGCCUACUAAUUCAUCAAGAGAGUGUCCACUUCACAUCUGAAGCAAUUGAUCAUGGGGACUUCCCUCAGAACAGUAGCGAUACCACUUCUCAAGAUUAAUGUUUGUAGAGAGUUUUUCUAACGCUAUCCCUUUUCCCUGAAGCUUAAACAUUGCUUAGUUAAAAAUGCUUUAAAAUCUGAAAUCUUUUGGGGAACGUUUAAGACAGUGUUGAUGUUCUAGUACCCCAAUUAACAAGUGGAGGAGACGUUAACAAUACAGCAUUGGCAUUGAGAUUGCCUUUUCCCUUUACAUGAUGAAUGUACUUGAAGAGUGGCCGGGCAAGAAAUGAAUUCAACACUCGGAAGUGACAAAACUAUAACUAGCAUGUACUUGGAGUGUUAAAAGAGGAAUGUUGCGGAGAAUUUUGCUUUCUGAAUUUGCAAUAGUGAGCAUACUAAACUGAACCAGUAACUUGUAAAAAAAA